This is a messenger RNA of Leptomonas pyrrhocoris, 525 nucleotides long. Its product is annotated as putative histone H2A. Bases 127 to 525 code for a protein of 132 amino acids. The transcript has a single exon. Gene Ontology annotation, molecular function: structural constituent of chromatin; protein heterodimerization activity; DNA binding. The record is from RefSeq and is a predicted model, not a curated record. Gene Ontology annotation, cellular component: nucleosome. NCBI's taxonomy places the organism in Eukaryota, Euglenozoa, Kinetoplastea, Trypanosomatida, Trypanosomatidae.
GGGCCUCUCCGUCCGUCGCACCAACACACUCGCUCACACCCACCCACCCGCGCACACUGACCAGUUCUUCGCCACAAGCCACGCUUACCACCCCUCUCCUACUUGUCACCCCUUCUCUUUUCCAAGAUGGCCACUCCCCGCAGCGCUAAGAAGGCUUCCCGCAAGUCUGGCUCGAAGUCCGCCAAGGCCGGUCUGAUCUUCCCGGUCGGCCGCGUCGGCUCGAUCCUGCGCCGCGGCCAGUACGCGCGCCGCAUCGGUGCCGCCGGUGCGGUGUACAUGGCGGCGGUGGUGGAGUACCUGACCGCUGAGCUGCUGGAGCUGUCCGUGAAGGCUGCUGCGCAGAGCGGCAAGAAGCCCCGCCGCCUGAGCCCGCGCACCGUGACGAUGGCGGUGCGCCACGACGACGACAUCGGUUCUCUGCUGAAGAACGUGACGGUGUCGCGCGGUGGCGUUGUGCCGAGCAUCAACAAGGCGAUCGCGAAGAAGAAGAGCGGCAAGAAGAGCAAGGCCACGCCGAGCGCUUAA